This is a messenger RNA of Racocetra persica, 980 nucleotides long. The record is from the annotation of a GenBank genome assembly. NCBI's taxonomy places the organism in Eukaryota, Fungi, Glomeromycota, Glomeromycetes, Diversisporales, Gigasporaceae.
AUUUAAUCAAAAAUGUAACUCUUGCUGCCCUUUAUAUGUCAUGUGAUGGAGCACGACCUUUUUUUGGUUCAGUAAUAGCUGUACGACAUGCAUACAGAAUUAAUAUCAUACUUCCAAAUACUGAUGAAAUCGAAGCUGAUUCAGUUUUGAAUAGCUCAAAUCGCGAUGGUGAGAAAGGUGACGAACGUGAUAGAUCAGAGGAAGAUAACCAGCCUAAGCCACAGUUUAGAGAUGAAUGUUUUCGAAAAAUGGAUUUAAUGAUCGAGUUGUUAGUACCAUUUUUAGUUUUCAAUAAUUGUUGUUUGAUGAAAGUGGCACUAAAUGUAACUGUUUUUGAAAGCACAAACCUUCGUAAUCCGAGACAUUGUCCAAGUGGUGUUUAUGUUAUGCCCUCUGCUGACAAUUUUUAUAUUUGGUAUGGCGUUUUGUUCAUUCAUAAAGGAUACUACAAGGGCGGCGUUUUCAAGUUUAAAUUGAACAUCCCUACUGAAUAUCCUUUUUAUGAUGGAAAAUAUCCUCCAACAGUGCAUUUCAUCUCCAAGUUAAUAAAUGAUGAUGGUUUAUUUCACCCACUCAUCCACCCGGAAACUGGCAAUUUCUCUUUGACCCAACAAUUUAAAGAUUGGGCAUCACACAAAUAUUAUAUUUUUCAUGUACUUCAUUACGUCAAAAAGUCGUUCAAAAAGGAUGUUUUGGAUAAGUUGUCAGAAAAACAUUGCCUAAACAAGGCUGCUUAUGAUACCUACCGUGAAAACCCCAAGAAGUUUGGAAUUAUGGCUAAACAAUGCGCAGAAUUAUCAACAUCUGAUACGGUUUUGUAUGAUAAUCAUAAUGAAUCCAAUCCAAUUCAGUUCUCAAAGCUAUCAGACGAAAAGCUUGAGGAAUUAAAAUCAUUUAUUAGUCCACCGGCUACGGAGCGUGAAAGGCCCAAUUAUACUUCACGAAGAACAUAUUCAUCAGCUUCCAAUUUUGAUUACUCU